This is a messenger RNA of Hibiscus syriacus, 2366 nucleotides long. RefSeq names its product xyloglucan galactosyltransferase KATAMARI1 homolog. The transcript is spliced from 2 exons. Lineage: Eukaryota; Viridiplantae; Streptophyta; Magnoliopsida; Malvales; Malvaceae. Gene Ontology annotation, molecular function: glycosyltransferase activity. The coding region runs from base 148 to 2256 and encodes 702 amino acids. The record is from RefSeq and is a predicted model, not a curated record.
CCAAAGCAUCAAAAUUCCUUGAUUGCUUUCCAAGCAAAUCCCUUUGAUGACUUUCCAGAUUAUUUCACCCUUUUCUGCCUAUUUUCCCAUUCUGUUAAUGUAAUCUCGUUUAUUUCUCUAUAUAUAUACACACGCAUCCAAACAUGUAUGAAUAAAAUAAAAUUUUGCAUUAAUCAUAUUAUUAGUAUGAGCAGUGAAACGUUAAUGGAGAAACCGAGUGGAAAAUGUCGAUGCAGAACCCAAUCCUGGUACAUUGUUUUCAUCUCUUUCAUUUUAUGGUUCACGCUCUACAUGAUUUAUUUGUAUUCUUCUUCCGUAACAUUUAGCAAGAUGGAAUAUAGUUUAACACUCAACAAUGAUACGGCUCUUUUUGAUUCAUCCGAGUCUUUUCUCGAUGUUGUUAGAGAUGACGAAACUGAAUAUUCUUCUCGUGCUGGAGAUAUUAAUAUUGUAGAUGAUGUUGAAGAUGGAAAUGAUACAGAGGAAAAACCUGUUGACAAGUUGUCCGAGAAUGAGGAAAUUUACCAAGUGAUUCAGUCGUUGGUUGAAGAUCAAAAUGAAACUGAACCUGUUGAGACCGAGACGAAUUCCGGCAAUGAAAACAGAGAUGUGGCAAGCGAUAAAGAGGUUAAAAACAAGGAUGAAGAUGAUAAAACUGUGAAAGACAAAGGAAAGGAAAAUCAUGUGACCGAACAAAAGAAAGGGACGGAAAAUGUUGCAAAACAAAAAAAGACUGCAAAUGUUUCAGAACGACAAAAGGAAGAUAAUCCUGAAGAACAACCUGUUGUAACAUUACCGAUUGUUAAGAGUCAAAUCGAGAGAACAAGGCAUUCAAGGAGAGAAACCAGGAAUAAACCUGUGGAUUCAUCUGAUCCUGUCAAGGAGAAAAGGAUUGAGAAAGCUGUUGUGGUGCCGAGAAGAGCACGAGCUAGAUUAGAUCCAUGUUCAGGACGGUAUAUAUACAUUCAUAAUCUUCCUAGGAAAUUUAACCAAGAUUUACUCGAAACCUGCCGGUCACUUAGUUUCUGGACGGAUAUGUGUGAAUGUGCAUCAAAUCUAGGCCUAGGUGCCCCUCUUCCUCCUGAUGACAAGCUCUAUUCAAGAACAGGCUGGUUUAAUACAAACCAGUUUUUUUUAGAAGUCAUUUUUCACAACAGGAUGAAGCAGUACAGGUGCUUAACUAAAGAUCCAUCGGUUGCUUCAGCUAUCUAUGUUCCGUAUUAUGCUGGCCUUGAUGUCGGUCGUUACCUUUGGGAUCCUGACGGGUUUAUGAGAGACUAUGAUGCAGUUAAUGUUGUCAAGUGGCUUGCAUCUAGACCUGAAUGGAAAAGAAUGUGGGGUAGAGAUCAUUUCCUGGUUGCAGGAAGGAUUAACUGGGAUUUCAGGAGAAACCCCAAAAACGAGUCUGAUUGGGGCAAUGAGCUUCUGAAUUUAGAUGAAGCGAGGAACACAACGACGUUGGUACUCGAGUCAAGUCCAUGGAACUACAAUGACUUUGCGAUACCAUAUCCAACGUACUUUCAUCCUUCAACAGACAGUGAAGUGUUUCAAUGGCAGAACAGGAUGAGAAGACUGAAAAGGCGGUUCUUGUUCUCUUUCGCAGGUGCACGAAGGCCUGGUCGCCAUGAAUCUAUCCGCAACGAACUCAUUGAUCAAUGUCUUGCUACGAGAAGGAGAUGCAGGUUCCUCGAAUGCGAUAAGACACAGAAGUGCCACAAUCCAGCUUACGUGCUGAAAUUAUUUCAAAGUUCCAUCUUCUGUUUACAACCUUCAGGGGAUUCCUACACUAGGAGAUCGAUAUUUGAUUCAAUCGUAGCUGGUUGUAUCCCAGUUUUCUUCCAUCCAGGUUCAGCUUACGUUCAAUAUAUAUGGCAUUUCCCAAAGGAUUACAGGAAAUACUCGGUAUUUAUACCGGAAAGAGAUGUGAAGUCCGGGAAAUCCAACAUCGAAAGAAUAUUGCAAAGAAUUUCUAGAGAAAGAAGAGCAUCCAUGAGGGAUGAAGUCAUAAGCAUGAUUUCAUCGGUGAUAUAUGCAGAUCCAUCAUCAAGAUUGAGGAAAACUGAAGAUGCAUUUGAUCUAACAGUUAAGGGUGUUCUUGACAGAAUUGAGAAAGUGAGGAACCAAAUGAACGAAGGGAGAAUAGUGAAUUAUGAAUUUGAUGAAGAAGAGUCUUGGAAGUAUUUUGUAUGUGGGAAGCUUGGGUCCCAUGAAUGGGAUAUUUACUUCUCCAGAAAAAUCGGUAAACAUGUUCUCUGACUUUGAUCCAUUUUUGUAAAGGGUGAAUGUCAAAAUGUCGAGUAGGAAAAAGUAUUAGCAAAUGAAACUAGGAGAAGACAUAAGAGUAAUUUUGUUUCAAGUAUUGUAAA